AUGGCGGCACGGUAUACAGACAAUGCCAUACAUUGCUUACGGAAGACCGCACUUGACUACGAGAGAUUCUCAGGGUGCUGGGAUGAGUGCGGUCUGAUUAUUCAAUGCUUUGGCGCUCCAAUACAGCUUCCAUCCACGAAAGGCCAUAAACCCUCCGACAUAAAUUGGGACGACCAUGUGACGCAUUGCCCAUGUAAUGGAGAUAUCUCGGAUGAGACGAAUUCGCCGUACACUGGUUGCGAGUCGAUAACUCGGGAUAAUAAGGUCUGCAGACACUGGAAUACGAUCCCGUCUUUGCCGGUUAUUGAGGACUCUCGCAGCAUGUUCAUACAAAACUAUUGUAGGAAUAUAACACCUGGAAACUUAGUGUGCUACAUCUCUGACACCGUCCAAGCGCCGUGCCCAGCUACGGCGAAGCAGCCGAAGGACGCCGCAGAUGCUAAAGGUCCAAGACUAAAAGCGUACCUACAACCCGGCACGAUAUUCGACUUAUGGAUAGGUCCGUACAUUCCUACGUACAAAGUAGUCGUCGGUUUUGCGGAGGAAAAUAAGCCGUGCGGGGGGGAGCUGAUUGCAGACUCCCCCAUCGUCCAAUCCUACGCAUCGCAGCCUUACGACGUUUACACCGGCAGAUGGUCAAUGAAAUAUGCAAAGCACAGUAUGGACAUCUAUCCAUCGCUGGAUGACUCAAAUGAGACAUUUUUCGUUUUGAAGGGCUUCAAAGUAAUGCGUGAUGCUACUAAUACUACCGUCACCGUCUGCGGCUGCAUAUCAUCGCAGUUUUACUACCGAGAAUUGGAUAACGUCUCAUGCGACAGAAGCAGCCAGUUCACCAUGUACCUUGGUACGAUCCGCAUAAUGGGUGAGGCGAUGCCCGAUACGACGCAGGUGCAAAAGGACAAUAUGACUGCAGUGAUAAAUGCUCAUGGAGAUGUAUUAGAGGCCGUUGUAACUAUGGUGCACAAAGACGACGUGGACAAGGCCCUCCCGGAUAGCCCAGGUGAGGACUAUCUUUAUCCUGUGGAGGUCUUCUUCCACGUUGAGGAAACACUGCGACGUAAAAUGUUGCGUUCGAAGAAACCAGGAUUAACGUUGAAGCAAUCAUAUACGGAAUACAUCCUGCCAAGAGCAGUCAUUCAACGCCACAACUCAUCAACGUUGAUGAAGGUUACCAGGACCGGCACGUACAUGGCCAUCAGCCAAGAAACCAACCCUCCAAUGGCAAUUUCCGUUCAUAUGGCACCACUCAAAGUUAUGGGGGUCUGGACAUUCACCGGAUAUGAUGUCAAUCUAAAACUAUCCCUAAUCAACUCCGACAGUGCUGGUUCCAAGGCUUUGGCACAGUCCUUGUUCUUCCGGAGCUGGAAGAUCGCCAAACGACCCUUGGCCAUAAUCCUUUCAGCGGCCACAGACAGCAAACCAUGUUCAAAGCCUUUUGGUGUUUCUCAAGCUCCAUUCCCAGUCACAGGGUCUGUAAUCGAAGAACAAGAAACGAUAUGGCGUGCUAACAGAUUUUGGGUGGACAAAACGGUGUGGAAAAACAUCACAGGGUUUAAUAUAUGCCUCUUUCGUGAGAACGAUAACAGUAUGCGCCUCGGACGCGGCGUGAAAGUUGCCCAUGUCGACCACAAAUUCUCUCACCUGCACCCCGAUUUUACCGAGGUGCCGAGUAGCGUGUCAACCUACAUGCUGCGGGAUGAGUGGGACCUCAUUGCAUACCAUGCGAGUUUAACAGUGAAACCAAAUACGACCCCAAAACCAAUUGUAGAUGUUAAUAAGAAGCCGUCUCAAGAGGAGCAGCAACUAGAGUUAUUCUUGUCCUCUAACCAGUGUAACUGCUCUCCACAAGAGACGCCGCCAACACCAGUGUACCCAGUCGUCCUGAGUUUCUGGUGUAUGAAAGAUGCCAACAUGGUGAUGGUUUUCCGCAUGACUGCCGAAAACCUAUCUCCUAUCUACCUUGGUAAGUUUGAGGUCAACCACCCAAUUGCAAUGGAGUUGAUCGUCAAUUACGACUCCGUAAAAGCCUUAGUCAUGUCUGAGGGCGAGAGGGAAAUAAUCCAGUAUGAUGUGACCAUUGAGAAAGCGAAUGGGCUUCGUUUCACGCUGAAAAAGGAAACCACUAGCUGUGAAGAUAAAACGUGCGUCCGUUUUAUGUCACCCGCAGACAUGAAGGUUAUUCGCUUCAGGCGAAAAAAUCAACAGACAUACUUAGUUAUAGUAACGGAUGCGGACGCUAACUGCAUAGUUCUGCUGAACUCCAAACUCAUGGAAGUUUCCCGCAUAUGCGACACCGAUUACAUACCACCAAGUGGCAUAAAGCAACCCAGCAGGAUAGCUUGCGCUCCCUUGCCAACAGGCGAAUCCUACAUAUCGGAUUAUGUUCUCGAAAAAAAUGAGGUGUAUCGAAGUUGUUACAUUACGCAGAAGCAUGAUGGAUCAGUUCUCUGGGUGCAGGUAGAGCUGGAAAAGGAAAAGUUGAGCGUCCACAAAGUAUACACGGGGGUUUCAGUGGACACAACCGACUCAAUGCCGCUAAAUAAGCAUACCACGGCACUUCCAGUGAUCCGAUAUCCUUCGUACAUCGAAAUAGUGUCUUACGAGACCGCAGAUUUGCUCUACGUUGUUCAACACGAGGCUCACGAGAUACUUACCUUCAUUAUUGACCGUAGAGAUUCUACUCCUAAAAUUUUCUACUACGGGAAAAAUGCCCCUAAAGGUGUACCUUACGGUAUCUUCCUCGGCAUCAAAGGCGUGCAAAUGUCGUACCGCAAGGAAAAUGACGCGGUGAAUGAUGACUACCUGAUGCUGGUGCGAAAGCCGGCACUCACCAGUUAUCAUACCACACCAAGCAUAUUUCUUACAAUGAUGAAUGUCAAAGAGACCAUAAAAGUGAGUGAUUUCGAUUACCCCAUCCCUAGUUGGGUAUUGGUCGGCCGUGACCUCAAUCUCGAUCCCCAAAUCCAGGGGCCCAAUUCGCACUUAAACUCGCUGACUCUCUACGACCUGGACAUUGUCGCAAACAAAUGGCACGUAGGUACGGACGCUCCAAACUGUGUCAACAGGGGGCCCAUAAGUCGGGUGGCGAAGGGAGAUCACGGCCCGGCUAUCGAACCUCUAGAUCUCACCGCCGGUGAUUUAGGUAACCACAUAUCGAUCACAAAGAACGGGAGACUUACCAUUAGUCUGAAGAACAUCAACCAGAUCACUGUCAUGCUCCGUAUUACUGCCAUUGGACCUGUAGAUUCCAAAUGCAUCCUGAAGAUACUCUCUCUUGCGUGCCCUGAUGGUCACUACUUCCGAAACCACGUUGAACCCGAACGUCGUAAGUGCAAGCCAUGUGAGGAAGGGACAUACAAUUCCAUCAUGAUGAUUGAGGGUGACAUGGGCAGGUGGAGCGAAUGCACGAAGUGCCCUGACAACGAGUCUACCACAUCGGUGGGAGCGGUAUCGGCGAGCCAGUGUAUGUGCGCCGCCGGAUAUUACCUCGACGAGACCAAGACUCCCAGGUGUCAGCCGUGCGAGGCAGGUACAUGGAAAGGUGUCGUGGGAAUGCAACCAUGUUUGGAAGCCGGAUGUUACCCAAACUCUCAGUCGACUGUCAUCGGAAGUACUACCGAGGAAGGCAGGAAGUGUGAAUGCCUUGCAGGUUACUACUACCGCCAACUUCACAGCUCACCAAAGGAAUGUGUGCCAUGUGAAGAGGGAUACUAUUGCGAGGGUGGCUUCCACGGUAAAAGGGCUCCCUGCCCCGUAAACAUGACUACCAAUAUACCGACUACUACUCCAAUUAUAGGAGAAAAACCUUUGCUCUCCGUUAGCAUUGGCGACUGUGUCUGCAAAGCUGGUUACGAACCCGCUGACCCUAGCACAAUUAACGACCCAAGCACUGAGGCAUACAAGCUAAGGUUACAGAUCACAAAGGAACUCAAUCGGUACGGCCUCAAACAGUAUGACAUCGCGUCUCUCGUAUGUACACCAUGUCCACCAAACAAGAUCAAGACAACGAAGGGUAAUACGCCAUGUGAGCCAUGUCCACCGAAUACCUUCAGUGAUCUCCUGGGAAACAGCAGCAUUUACACGUGCAACCGCUGUGCUCCUGGAUAUUACGAGACAAACGAGCCAUCAUUUCCUUGUAAUGCAUGCGACGUCAACCACAUUUGUGUCGGGUCCGACCCAUUGGACCCGGACAUGUCGAAACACAGAGGCAAGAAGGUCAAGUGCCACAAAAAUUCCAUCACGAUUCCGCCGUACGAAAAGAAUACCUCCAUGAAACAUUGCCUUUGUGAGAAGGGGUACAGGAUUUCCAAGCAGCUUGGAACCAGCUGUGAACCCGUUCCGAAGAACACGUAUAAGGAUGUGAUAGGUAACGUGGAACCGACGGACUGCCCACCUGGAUCCCAUACGUUAACCACUGGGGCGACGGAUAUAUCCGAGUGCGUAUGCAAGAGAGGCAUGUUUUACGACAUAAAUACUGGGAAGUGCACAAUAUGUCCAAUCGGGAUGUACUGCCCAGGUGGAAAAUCGAAAUCUAACACUCACUCGGGAGCAAUCCCAUGCCCCGAUGUAAAUGCUACCACAAAAGAACCUGGGGCAUCUAACGUCAACGAAUGUAUGUGCAAUGCGGGAUACUACAUUAGAAGUGACAAUUCCACCGUCUGCACUGAGUGCCCUGAGAAUACCUACAAAAGCUUCACCUCCAAUGAAAGCUGUACAGAGUGUGAUGAGAACUCUUCAACAAGUGGUCAACUCGGAGCCACUUCUAAGGAACAGUGCGUUUGCGCUCCUGGAUAUUAUUUUACUGGUACAUGUAAAGUAUGUGGGUAUCCAGAUAAAUAUUGCCCCGGUGGCAUUUUUAAGCACCGAGACGAUGUGACUGGAAAGGACAUAUAUGAAACAAGUGCUCCCAUAGACUGCCCACCUCAUACCGAAAUACCACCAGGUGUUGACACUGCAGAUAGCGUAGACAGCUGCAAGUGUGGUAAGGGAUACGCAUUUAUGAAAGAUAGCGACCACCUACAAACUAAAAUGUGCAAUCCCUGCCCACCCGGAUCUUACAAGAGUUCCGUGAUGGAUUCGAGUUGCAACGGUUUGUGCACGCAGAACGCCACGAGCCUGCCGGGUGCGUUCAGCCCGAGCCAGUGCUUCUGCCAACGUGGGUACUACUACCUGGCGGGAGGCAUAUGCGCGCCGUGCGUGGAAGGCGCCAGGUGCGACGGAGGUCUGCUGGACAGCGGGGGGCCGUCGUACAAGCGCAGCGUCGUCAGGUACAACGACCACGUGAAGCCCGUGCCCAUUGAGGGCUACUACCUCGACAAGAUCAACCUCGAGCUUCGCAAACCCGACGACUGGCGUUUCAUCGAGUGCCCGAUCAAGGGUGCGUGUCUGGGUGAGAAGGGUUGCUCUGAGUCGAUGACCGCGUACCUUUGCGCCGAGUGCAGGACUGGCUUCACCAACAACUUCAAGAAGGGUGCGCUGUGCAGCAAGUGCCCCUCCACCUGGUCAAACGUGCUCCUGACGGUCGCGUGGUACCUCGCCCUUUUGUUGGUGAACAUCGUGAUGGCGUGCCUGAACGUCAGCGCCGGUUUCAACCGUAGGUCCAUCCACUCCGUCGUCAUCAAGAUCGCUCUCAACUACGGUGUCUGCAUGUCGGUGCUAAACGUCAUCAACUUCAGCGAUUUGGCGCUGCCCGAGGAACUCAAGUCCACAACGCUUCAUUGGAUACGAUUGCUUUACCAUGAAACCCGGACGUACUAUACGUCCAUAGACUGUUUAUUCCAGAAUUGGUUUAGCAUGAAGCAUUCAAACUCUUUCUUCUACAGCAUGCUGUUAAUUGCGUGUCUACCAGUAAUUUUGCUGGUAGUCGUCACUGUACUGAUGUGGGUGAUUCUGGAGCUUUUCAAACUGAGGAGACGUGCGAUCAUGCGCUCAAAGUUGGCACUCUUAUACCAGUCGAACUUGCAAGGGAUGCAUUAUUUAGCUGACAGAUUGACCGAGGAGUAUGCGAACGAGCGUUUGUUUAUGAUUUUCCGUUACAUCCCGCUGCCUGGGGAGACACGCUGGGUACGUUUCAAGCACUUCUUGGAAGAUAUGAUUCCGAUUUACGUCACAGUGCUCUUCUCACUGCACGGCAACACAACAAGCCAAAUGCUUAGUCUUCUAGACUGCACCCACAUAAGCUUGGGGCAGAGUAUUCCCAGCAAAUACGUUCUGCGCCCCGCCAUGAGCAUUAAGUGCUCACUGGAUCCCGAUGAGGGUUACAUUCCGUACUUGCUGCUGGGUCUGGGAGGUUUGAUCUUUUGGGGAUUCGGGAUUCCGUUGUUUUCGUACAUCGUGUUGUUGAUGAACCGGCGAAACCUGUACGCUCCUGACGUGCGCAUGAAAUACGGGUUCCUUCACAACGGUUACCAGCAAGGAUACUGGUUCUGGGAAGCGAUUGUGUUCACUCGCAAGAGUCUUGUGCUGGUGAUUGGCAGCAUCGUGAUCGUGCCGUCGCAGAACACGAGUGGAUCCCGUAUAUGGAUGGCUCUGGCCGUCGCCGUAUUCUUCCUCAUUAUCCAGCUCAUCUACAAGCCGUUUGACGAGCGAGACUAUUUCGUACUCGGGAGGCUCGAGAGCCACAGCAUGAUCUCGUGGACUAUGACCCUGAUCUUCUGUCUCUUUCCUAUCGAAGGGGAAUUCUCUGCUCUCAACAAUAUGUAUCUUCUAACAAUCAUCUGCAUCAUUAACUUCUGCUUCAUCGCCGAAGUUGCUCUGGAGCUAGGUUUGGCAUAUUGUGACAACGUGCGAUCUCGCAAUGCUAAAUGCAAUGCCUCGGUCAUCGGUUACAUAAAUCGUUUUUUGGCAUCUAUUUCCGAAAAGCGGAAGUUGCGCGAGCCACUGAUUAUAUUAAACGAAGAGAGUCGGACGAUAGAUCUCGCCUCGCCGAAAGCUAUACAAUGGCGAUUUUUCGACGAAUCACAGCGAAGAAUUACGUACUCCGAGAAAGUCUACUUCACGCACAUUGUGAGCCAGGUCAUAAACUUCUCGAACAUUCAAAUGAAGUUAGACAUUAUACCAAUGGACUUUCCGGAGUUCAUUUCAAGGCUUGCGUUCGCCGUCAACUUCCACGAACUCAAUCAGAAGAAGGCGGAUGACAUUGUCAGGUCAUUGGCCGAUGGUAACCUGGACGAACUAGUUAAUCUGACCAUGCUAAAAUCACAAGAAACUCGGGUUCACGGCAAUGAUCUGUUGUGUUUGCAAUCCUCUAUGACUACAGAUGCAUGCGAACACGUAGUUCCUCCUGUUCUGCUUUUUGACCAGGAGGUCAUAGGCAGCGGCAUACCGCUAUCGGACUUCUACAUGGCACUCUCCAUAAUCAAAAUGAAAGACAAAUACAUGAUCGUUCGCACCUACGAGGCAUUUAAAGUGCUUCGUAUGAAAGCAGACAGUGCCAUACGCAAGGAACAAGAGCAGAAGGUGCAGAGAUUGGAAGAAAUACUGCGACGCAUACACCAUCCAGAUUACCAAACUAUGGAUGAAAUAUUUUGUUCGCAGGAAGACAUCGAUGCCGAGAAGCGCAACAUUGCGGAAUUAGAGAGCCGGAUACAGCAAUUAAAGGAAAACCCGUUAGAGGCACUGGAACUAUACGGUGACGAAACCUUCGAAGAGCGACUACAGCGAUUGGGGUUCACCGAGAGGAAUAAAGAUAAUCGCGGCACCCGCAAACGCUAG
Babesia ovata is the source of this 7713-nucleotide messenger RNA. RefSeq names its product kringle domain-containing protein. The transcript is spliced from 3 exons. NCBI's taxonomy places the organism in Eukaryota, Apicomplexa, Aconoidasida, Piroplasmida, Babesiidae. The coding region runs from base 1 to 7713 and encodes 2570 amino acids. The record is from RefSeq and is a predicted model, not a curated record.